AUGAUCAUUCAGCAGCUUCACGAUCACCGGGUCGUCCUCGUCAAUCAGGACUCGUUUUGUCGUGGACUGAGACCUGAAGAGUUGGAACAUGUUCAUGAAUAUAAUUUGGAUCACCCUGAGGCUUUUGACACUGAGCAGUUGUUAGAGUGCAUGGGGAAACUCAUUAGUGGCCAGGGCAUGCAUGUUCCCAUUUAUGACUUCAAGAAGCAUCAACGUUCUUCUGAUAGUUUUCGCCAGGUCAAUGCAUCCGAUGUGAUUAUAUUAGAGGGGAUUCUUGUAUUCCAUGAUCAGCGUGUGCGGGAUCUGAUGAACAUGAAGAUCUUUGUAGACACAGAUGCUGAUGUGAGGCUUGCUCGUAGAAUUAGACGUGACACAGUGGAGAGGGGCAGGGAUAUAAACUCUGUUCUUGAACAGUAUGCAAAAUUUGUUAAGCCUGCAUUUGAUGAUUUUGUUCUACCAUCAAAAAAGUAUGCUGAUGUGAUCAUUCCAGGUGGAGGUGAUAAUCAUGUUGCCAUAGAUUUGAUUGUGCAACAUAUCCGUACAAAGCUUGGUCAACAUGAUCUAUGCAAAAUAUAUCCAAAUGUCUAUGUUAUUCAGCCAUCUGCCUUUCACCGAAAAACAAGUGGUUACUCCCACAGAAGCUGUACAAAAUGCAAUUUCGACCUUUGUCUCAUCUGCUGUCGUGAGCUUCGCAAUGGGCAGCUUGUAGGUGGUGCAGAUCCAAUUGAGUGGGAGUUUUUCUUUAAAGGACAUGGUUACUUGCAUGCUCAAGAAGAAAAGGCUCAAGAAGAAAGAAUAAAGGUAGAACAGAAUGCAUCAAAUGUUGAUGCUAAGCCUGAGGUUCGUGAAUGGUCAAGAUCUAGGUGGCAUGCAGAAAAUAAUGGUAGCAUUGCUUGUCCAAAAGUUAAUGAUGAAUGUAACCAUGGUUUUCUUGAACUGAGAACCAUAUUAGGCCAAAGUUUCAUCACAAAUAUGGUGCAUAGUGCGAAUAAACUAGCACAUGCAUACAAGCUUCAAGAUGCAGUUAAGACCCCUGAAAAGAUGUGUUCAUGUUUGAGGCAUGAGAGGAACACAGAUAACAGAUAUACAAAUACGAGAAAGGUUGCUUCUCGGGAAGAUUCCAAUGACAACUAUUUAUACUGUUCUAGGGCUGUAGAUUUACAAGACAAGGAUUUAAGGCAUUUUCAGUGGCAUUGGGAAAAGGGGGAGCUUGUGAUUGGGGUUGUGGUACGUAAAUAG
Molecule: messenger RNA, 1239 nt
Organism: Sphenostylis stenocarpa
Lineage: Eukaryota; Viridiplantae; Streptophyta; Magnoliopsida; Fabales; Fabaceae
Source: the annotation of a GenBank genome assembly